This is a messenger RNA of Carassius auratus (goldfish), 4408 nucleotides long. Its product is annotated as exocyst complex component 5-like. NCBI's taxonomy places the organism in Eukaryota, Metazoa, Chordata, Actinopteri, Cypriniformes, Cyprinidae. Bases 973 to 3150 code for a protein of 725 amino acids. Gene Ontology annotation, cellular component: exocyst; cytoplasm. The record is from RefSeq and is a predicted model, not a curated record. Gene Ontology annotation, biological process: Golgi to plasma membrane transport; exocytosis. The transcript is spliced from 18 exons.
UAAUGUAGGAGCGUAUUGAUUACCGGUGAGAGCUACGAUUUUUUAGUUCAAUCAUCGAAUAUUAUUUUGCUUGAUAUUCCAAUUUUUAAUAUUUGGUGUUUUAUGUGUGAGAUCUCUGUGAAAGUUUUAAAGCAGUUGUGUAGUGCCUCUUUCAGUGUGCUCACGUCCGUAGCAUUGUUUGUUCCUCAUAACUGCGAACACGAAAAAUAAAAUAAAAUGAAUAUAUUAUGUUCUGCGGAGAGCCAACCCUUCUUCAUCCGGUGGGUAUAUUACUUUAGGUUUGCCAGUGUAAUUCAUAGAAUUACUACUAAAACAUAUUUUACCACCUAAAAGUUAAAGAUUUUUUGUGUCAAAUCCGGACCAUAACGCAAGUGUUACCUCUUCUCAUAUUAAAUAUAAAACGCUGCUUUAUUAAGUGAGUAUGGUAUAUAAACAGACGUUUCAAUAUAUUAAACGCAUUUUCUGAUGAACGCAUUUUUCUCCCCGAGUGUCGCGAUUUCGUUUUCAUUUUGAUUACAGAUUACUGAUUACAGCUCUGCGUCAUAUUCAAUUAAGUUUAUUUGCCAAACAGGACAGAUAAAAACAAUCAAAACAAACAAACAACAAACAGUAAGAAAAAAGCAAAUACAAUAAUUAAAAUACAUACAGACAUUUCAGCCAAUGCACUCUCAGUCUGGAUGUGUAACGUUACCUGUAGCAACUCACUAAGGCAUCAUAAUAAACGUUGCUAUGACGACAAAUAUUAUUUGUCGCGCGGCGCGCAAAUAAAAAAAAAAUCCUGUCAGAAAUCAUCCCAGUUACGUCUAUUUGACAAAACAAAAAAACAAUUUCAAUCGAUGGAUAAAUGGUUGAAACGGGUUCAGGCCAUACCCAGAACGACAACAGAAACUUCACAGGAGUCACCUGCUGUCGGGACAAGCUUUUCAGGUCAAGACACUAUCAUUGCUAAUCCUAACUCUGACGAAAGGCCUGAUGCUAGCCAAACCAUUAACAUGGACAGUGAUGGAGACGGGGAGACACAGACUCUUCCAUCAAGACAACAAGGCGAUGGAACCGUUUGAUGCUGAUGAGUAUAUUGAGAGACUGGCUUGGAGAACACCUGGAGGAGGAUCCAAAGGAGGUGCAGAGGCAUUUGAUCCCAAAAAGUUGCUGGAAGAGUUUGUGAACCACAUUGAGGAGCUAAAACUGCUGGAUGAAAGGAUUCAAAGGAAGGUGGAGAAGUUGGAGCAGCAAUGUCACCGUGAAGCCAAGGAGUUUGCCCACAAGGUCCAAGACCUGCAAAGGAGCAACCAAGUAGCCUUCCAGCACUUCCAGGAGUUGGAUGAACAUAUCAGUUACGUGGCCACCAAGGUGUGUCAUCUGGGAGAUCAGCUAGAAGGAGUCAAUACUCCAAGACAGAGGGCAGUGGAGGCUCAGAGACUCAUGACAUACUUCAACGAGUUCCUGGAUGGAGAACUGCGCAGUGAUGUCUUCAACAAUCCUGACAAGAUAAAAGAAGCUGCAGACAUCAUUCAGAAGUUGCACCUGAUCGCUCAGGAGCUGCCGUUUGAUAGAUUUUCUGAUGUCAAGGCCAAGAUAGCAAGUAAAUAUCAUGACCUUGAGCGUCAGCUGAUCCAGGAGUUCACAGCAGCUCAGCGAAGGGGAGAGAUUGGGCGCAUGCGUGAGGUGGCAGCAGUCCUGCUACAUUUUAAGGGUUAUGCCCACUGUGUGGAUGUCUACAUUAAGCAAUGCCAAGAGGGAGCGUAUAUGCGGAAUGAUGUGUUUGAAGACAUUGCAAUUCUGUGUCAGCGGGUUAAUAAACAAGUUGGAGAGGUUUUCUGCAGUCCAGAGACUGUCAUGGCUAAACUCAUUCAGAGCAUCUUUGAGAAUAAGAUACAGGCUCAUGUCAAAGAAAGACUAGAUGAGACCCGCAACUCUGAUGUGGAGCAAUACCUCAAGAACCUCUAUGACCUCUAUACACGGACAACGGCACUGGCUGCUAAACUCUCAGACUUUAACUUGGGCUCAGACAAGCACACGUUUCUAUCUAAGCUGAUAAAGAAUAUAUUCUCCUGUUACCUGGAGAGCUACAUAGACAUGGAGCGACAAUAUCUGCAAAACCGCAGUGGCAUGAUUCUUCAGCGCUUUUACGACUCCAAGAACCACCAAAAACGACCUGUAGGCACUGGAAGCAUCCAGGAACUAAAAGAGAGGAUCAGACAACGCACUAACCUGCCUUUGGGACCCAGCAUUGACACACAUGGAGAGACUUUGCUCUCACAAGAGGUUGUAGUCAACCUGCUGCAGGAAACCCGACUUGCCUUUGAGAGAUGCAACAAGUUGUCAGACCCAGCAGAUCUACCAAAAAAUGCCUUCUCCAUUUUCUUGCUUUUGGUGGAGUAUCUGUGUGUGGACCAUAUAGACUAUGCCCUUGAGAUUGGGCUGUCAGCCAUCCCGUCUUCGGAUGCCAAAAAUGCCAACCUUUACUUUCUGGAUGUGGUUCAACAGGCCAACACAAUCUUUCACCUCUUUGACAAGCAGUUUAACGAUCAUCUUAUGCCUCUUAUUAGCUCCUCUCCUAAGCUGACGGAGUGCCUGCACAAGAAGAAAGAGGUGAUCGAACAGAUGGAGGUGAAGCUGGACACCGGGAUUGAUCGGACACUAAAUUGCAUGAUAGGCCAGAUGAAGCAUAUCCUGGUGACUGAGCAGAAGAAAACCGACUUCAAGCCCGAAGACGAGAACAAUGUCAUGAUACAGUACACUACGGCUUGCUCAAAAGUGUGUGCCUAUGUGAACAAGCAAGUGGAGCGUGUGCGGCGGUCCAUGGAUGGUAAGAACGUGGACACGGUCUUGACCGAGCUGGGAGUGCGGUUCCACCGGCUGAUCCACGAGCACCUGCAGCAGUUCAGCUACAGCUCCAUGGGUGGUAUGCUAGCCAUCUGUGAUGUGGCAGAAUACCGCCGCUCCGCCAAAGAUUUCAGAGUUCCUCUCGUGCUCCAGCUCUUCGACACGCUUCAUGCUCUGUGUAACCUCCUGGUUGUGGCUCCGGACAACCUCAAACAGGUGUGCUCUGGAGAGCAGCUGACCAACCUCGACAGGAACCUCCUCCACGCUUUCGUCCAGCUGAGAGUAGACUAUCGCUCAGCCCGACUGGGACGCCAUUUCAGCUAAUGACUGGCAGGGCUGCCAACAGAACUGCCAUCCGUUCAGAGCUGCGACAAACACAAGUGGCCAAUCUUGAGUGGCUUUUGAACUGUCUUUGUCUAUGAUUCGGUGUCGAAAUUAAACUUUGAGCAAUUGUUUCCAAGCCCAACAUUUCCCAGGUAGCUCAAUUUUAAGUUCCGCGUUUUGUUCUAUAUGCAGGUUUUAAUGCGAGCGUAGUGCUUUGCCCAUAUUUUGUUUAUGAUAUCAUUUUAAAAGGAUAUAUAAUGAAGGUAGAGGGCUGUUUUGUGCAUUUUUCCCUGUGUCUUCGGCUUCUAAUAGAGAGAGGAUGAUCGUCUUGGAUAGAUGAACUGAGAUGGGCCACUCAAAUGAUUCUGCCACUGGAUUUGGGUGGUCAAGAGACUCAUUUUCAUUUGCUUUUAUUUUGAUUGUGCCAAAUCCAUCCUCUGUGGCUCUACUUGGAGUAACGGGGGUGGUCUCCACACUGCUCUGGAUCAAUGAGUUUGUCCAGCUCAUUUCACUCAGGCUCUUGUGCACACAUAGGGCUUCAAAGAGAAGACAAUUACUGUUUUGAGCUGAACAAUGCAGAUGUUAUACAACUGUUGCCAUGCUUUGAAAGCUAAUUUGGUUCUAAAAUCAUUUCGUACUCUUAGAAUAACAUCUUCAAUGGUUUUAAACAUGAGUGCAUCAGAAUUCUGUUAAAAAAUAACAAUAGAAUCAGUGGUUUCACUUCCAUGCGCCCGACAACCUGCAAAACUGACCUUUCCAAUGCUAAAAUGUAACUUGAUACAUGAACAACAGUUAUUUUGGAGACGUAAAUGGAAAAUAUUGCAUCCGUGCUGACAGCCGGCUGUUUACUAAAACUGAAGUAAAAUUUGCAGAUAUAGCAUUAACAUUUAAUAAAAUAAAAUAAAAAUACACUAGGCAAGCAGCAUUAAUAGUUGUUUCUAAGGGCUCGGAUCACAUAUUGUUGUUCUUAUUUUGAAACCUUUAAUGCAAGACACUUUCAUCUGACAGGGAUGUGUUGAAUGCAGUAAUGUUAUAGGAGUAGUUUAACCCUUAACCUCUGAUGAAGAGGCAGGGGUCAAGAUCUUUGACCUCUAGGAAUGACCUAGGUGUGUUAGACUAUUAGAAAGGAUUGGAUGGUCUGAUGUUUGAUUCCGUUAUACUGUACUGAUUUCAAAAUUGAAUUUAUGUUAAAAUGAUGCUAUUGUUUGUACAAGCUGCUCAUUAUAAUCUAUUUCCAAAAAUAAAAUGUGUGAAACAA